This is a messenger RNA of Fonsecaea erecta, 474 nucleotides long. RefSeq lists its product as hypothetical. NCBI's taxonomy places the organism in Eukaryota, Fungi, Ascomycota, Eurotiomycetes, Chaetothyriales, Herpotrichiellaceae. The transcript has a single exon. Gene Ontology annotation, biological process: mRNA splicing, via spliceosome. The coding region runs from base 1 to 474 and encodes 157 amino acids. Gene Ontology annotation, cellular component: spliceosomal complex; nucleus. The record is from RefSeq and is a predicted model, not a curated record.
AUGCCUCCCGUCCGCUCUCGCGCCCACAAAAAGCCGCCCCCAGCAGGGUUCGAAGACAUCGAAGACACUCUUCUCGAGUACUCGAACAAGAUGCGCGAUGCACAGAAUGCGUCACACGAAGGGAAAAAGAAACACGAAGCGCUCUGGCCCAUCUUCCAGAUCUCGCACGCCCGGUCCCGCUACGUCUACGACCUGUACUACGAGCGGGAGGCCAUCUCCAAGCAGCUGUACGAAUGGCUGCUCAAGAACGGGUACGCGGACGCGUCGCUGAUCGCCAAGUGGAAGAAGCAGGGGUACGAAAAGCUGUGCUGUCUGCGCUGCGUGCAGACCAAGGAGACGAACUUCCAGGGUACUUGUAUCUGUCGUGUGCCGAAGGCGUCGUUGAAGAGGGACGGCGAGGCCGGCGCGGGCGAGGGCGGUGGCGGGCUUCAGUGCGUCAAUUGCGGGUGCAGAGGGUGUGCAAGCAGUGACUGA